Triticum aestivum (bread wheat) is the source of this 2963-nucleotide messenger RNA. RefSeq names its product DDT domain-containing protein DDR4. Gene Ontology annotation, biological process: regulation of DNA-templated transcription. Bases 55 to 2370 code for a protein of 771 amino acids. Lineage: Eukaryota; Viridiplantae; Streptophyta; Magnoliopsida; Poales; Poaceae. The transcript has 12 exons. Gene Ontology annotation, cellular component: RSF complex. The record is from RefSeq and is a predicted model, not a curated record.
CCUCCGCGGAAUCCCACUUCUACCCUUCCUCCCCUCCGCCCCCUUCUCCUCUCCAUGGCCUCCUCCUCCUCACCCUCCCCGCCUCUCGCCUCUCCCUCCCGGACAAACCCUAACCCUCACGCCGGCGCAGAUCCUCGAUCUGAUCCCUCCAUGCCCGCCGCCAGCGACGGCGACGGAGCCUCCCCCGCGUCGACGGAGCUGCAGGAGGAGGCCGAGCUGGCCGCGCCGGGGAAGGAGGAGCUGGAGCCCCCUACACCUGCCGAGGAGACCCCAACCCCUAGGAAGACACGCCUGCCGCGCGCCUGCAACAGCAAGCCGAGGCUCCCACCCCCGCCGCCGCUAGAACGGCUGCGUCGCCGAGCUGCAGCGGGUGCCGACGCGGACGUGACGCCGCAAUGCCGCGUGGUGACGCCGCUUGUGUCGGAGCCCGAAGCGCCCGCGGAGCUGGCACGGUGGCGACUCCGCUGUAUGUGGGAGCUCGGCUCCGUCCUCAACUUCUUCCACGUGUUCCGCGCUUUGCUCAACAUCACGGUGGAGCUCACGGCAGAGGAUAUCGAGGCGGCACUUAUCACGCCUAACGGUACUCUAUACGAUCUUCACAUGCCGCUGCUAAAGUCAAUUCCCCCAAUAACCCGCAUGGCGAUGGGGCGCGGAACCUGGGUAACCGUCCUAUGUAGAAAACUAAGGGAUUGGUGGCAUUGGGUUGCAGAAGGUGAUCUACCAAUAGUUGCAUCACAUGGAGCUGAAAUUGAAAUGUACAAGGAGCUUGAACCAUCGACUCGUUUACUGAUCUUGAAAGCGAUAUGUGACAUACGUGUCGAGCAAGAUGAUAUACGCAACUACAUUGACACUAACGUAAAGCGUGGUUAUGACCUUUCUACCUUCCGUAAAGAACGAAUUGGGGGAGAUUCCCUUGGAAUCUCAUAUUGGUACGAAGAUGAUCCAAUUCUUGGACAUAGAUUGUAUCGUGAAAUUAGACGAGUGGAACAGAUGAAGAAGGAACCUGGGAAGAGAUCGAAGGGAAGAAGAAUUUCAACUCCUCCAGUUGUGUCGUAUCAUUGGGAAACCGUUGCGUCCACUUUUGAAGAAUUUGAUGAUGUUGCAGAAAAACUAUCUUCUAGUCGGAACAGGACAGAGGUUUCCCUUGGCAAGAAGUUGAAGAUUGAAUAUCUUCCGGAGAUCGAAAAGAUUCAUAAAAAGAAGGAGAAGAUGCUCAAAAAGCAACAGAGAGAAGCUCUCCUCCUCGAUAGUUACUUGACAUCAGAUAUUACCACUGGUCGAUCUCUUCGUGAUAGAAAGCCUGUAACAUAUACUUUUGAUGACUAUGACCGCUCAAUAAACGAAGCCAUUAAAAUAACGAAGUAUGUGGAUCAUCUUUAUUGCUUCAUAAAUUUCCUUUGGAAAAGGGAAAACUCUGCCGAGCUUGUUACUACUCUCAAUAGAAGGAUGCUUAUACCGAGACAAGAGUCAUCAAGUAACGGCAAGUUAAAUGGCCUCUCCCUAGCCAAUGAAUUAGAUGAUGGAAAUUCUUCAAAGUCGGAUGACUACCAAGAUAGUGAUGGGGAACAAGAAAAUGAAGCACUUGAUCGCAGUAACCGGCGCAGGAGAAGAUCUCAGCGAUACACACAAGAUUUUGUUCAGGCUGUCUCGGAUAUUGAUCUGAACUUUGACAGUGAUGAUGAUAUCAUGGGAGAAGCGGUUUAUGAUGAGGAAUAUUUGAGAACUCGCAAACUGCUGAAGACAUCAAGUGCUUCUGAAGAGGAUGAAGAGUUCCGGUUGGAAGAGGAUGUUGAAGAUGACGAUGAAGAAGAGGAAGAGGAGUUUUCUGCAGGCACCAGCGAAGAUAUAGAGGAGCCCCAGCGUCAUAAAAAGUUGCGAAGUCAAAAUGUCCGAGGUGCUAAGCUGAGAUCUGUUGAUGAAAUCCAAACAGGUCUCAGACGCAGCAAGCGUUCUUCUCGUCCACGUAUAAACUACCAGCAGUAUGAUUUUUCAGAUACGGAUGCAGAGGCGGGAAAGGCAGGUAAAUCAGAUGCAUCAGACCCUGAUGCCAACUCUGAUGCAGAAAAUGGUAUGGAACUCUCGACAUCAAGUCAAGGGCAACAGGAAGAAGAGGAUGAUGGCCCCGAGGAACUAAAAGUUAGUAAUGGUAACGAUAAAAUGGCUGAAGACCAUGCAGUGGCAGCAAAUAAAGAGCAAAAGGAGGAGCAGCUGCAACUGCAGCCAGAGUCUGUAGAGAAGAUGGAUGCUCCCAGCAGGGAGAAUGGAAGUGUUGGAAGAACAUUCCUAGAUCUAAACGAGCUUGCGCCUGGAGGUGGCUUUGACGAAGGCCCUAGCCUGGCAAUGAAAGAUGAGGACAUGGAUAACAGUUAGGAAAUGAGUUGUGAUAGAUUCGAGUGUUAGGGAUUGCUGUUUCGAGCAAGGUGUAAAUGCGUGAAGUCAUGGACCAUGACAAUCAAUGGGCCUCUGAUGAGACGUCGUGAUAUUUGGAUGGCUCAGUUUGAUUGUUAGUACAUUGAUGAUGAUUUACAGUGACAAAAGGUGUCGAGACUCCACCUGGAGGGGGGCUUCAGGGACACACAUCCUCAAACAUCAUUUGAGCGCUUGGGAGGGGAUGCCAUGCUGACAAAGUUUACCAUCCGCUUGUGUAAAGUACAUGAUGGCCGCGUGUUGAUCAAUUGCUGCUGUAUUAUGGUUGGAUCGAUUGAUUCUAUCUUGUGGUCGAGAAUGUAGGAUAUAAAUUUUAUUGCCUAGCCUUGGGCAUGCUGCUGCUGUGUGGGGUAUCACAGCAGUAUUUCGCAGGGAGCAAAACUUGUACAAGUGAGUUGUCCGCUGGUCGGCAUCUGAGCUACUCUUUUCCACGUGUAGCAUGUGGCUCGAGUCUAAGCAUGAGCUGUAGGUUUGUAUUUAUAAUAUUGUAUGUGACUACCUGAUUAGCUUGGCAAAAUCUGUGCAGCUGACUUCCA